CAACCUCACAACAUUCUGCAGAGGCGCCUCAUGGAAACCAACCUGUCCAAGCUCCGGAGCAGUCGUGUCCCCUGGGCCUCCAAGACCAACAAAUUCAAUCAGGCAAAGUCUGAAGGGCUAAAGAAGUGUGAAGAUGAUGACAUGAUUUUAGUGUCCUGCCAGUGUGCUGGAAAGGACGUGAAAGCUUUGGUUGACACCGGUUGUCAGUAUAAUCUCAUCUCUUCGGCCUGUGUGGACAGAUUGGGACUAAAGGACCAAGUCAAAUCUCACAAGCAUGAAGGAGAAAAGCUUUCUCUACCACGGCAUCUCAAAGUAGUUGGCCAUAUUGAGCACCUGCUGAUUACAGUGGGCUCUCUCCGUCUGGAUUGCCCAGCAGCUGUUGUUGAUGAUAAUGAAAAAAACUUGUCGCUUGGUCUUCAGACUCUUAGAUCCCUGAAGUGUAUCAUAAAUUUGGACAAGCACCGGCUGAUCGUUGGGAAGACAGACAAAGAAGAAAUCCCUUUUGUGGAGACAGUUUCUUUGAAUGAAGACAAGAGCUUAGUGCCUGGAUUCUCCACCUCCAGUAGUUCUGGGGGAGCGGGGAUGCUACCGGUGCGGUCCAUAUGUAGCGGAGCCCAAGUUGAGCCAGCCCAGCUCCACAGUCGUGGCCCUCUUCCCAGCCCCAAGCUGCACCAAGGAGGUCAGCCCUUAGUGGAAGCCACACCCACGUAG
Cricetulus griseus (Chinese hamster) is the source of this 711-nucleotide messenger RNA. Lineage: Eukaryota; Metazoa; Chordata; Mammalia; Rodentia; Cricetidae. The record is from RefSeq and is a predicted model, not a curated record.